Drosophila montana is the source of this 1227-nucleotide messenger RNA. RefSeq lists its product as uncharacterized. NCBI's taxonomy places the organism in Eukaryota, Metazoa, Arthropoda, Insecta, Diptera, Drosophilidae. The transcript is spliced from 2 exons. The coding region runs from base 93 to 953 and encodes 286 amino acids. The record is from RefSeq and is a predicted model, not a curated record.
CUAUUGGUCCUUCGAGCCGGAUAUAUAUAAACCGUUCGCCCCUACACAAGUUUUUUUGGCAAAGAUAAUUCACACCUCUGCAGAGAACCAGCAUGGCACCGUCAGCGAAGGCAUCCAAUCAACGCCAAGGAACGGACUCUUUUAGAUGCCGGGUGUGUAGAGGCAUCCAUGCGCUACGCAAGUGCCAGCGCUUCUUGAAGCUCACGCCCGAGAAGCGUCUCCGAGCCGUUUUGAUUAACAAAUAUUGCUCCAACUGCCUGGCUCAUCAGCAUUCAGGGGAAUCAUGUCGCAGUGGAGCCAAGUGCAAAAUUUGCAAAAAGGACCACCACACCUUACUCCACAUGCGUGAUCCCCGCAGCGCUCGACCCUCUCGGUCAGACAACAGGCCCACAAGAAGAGCUUCUGGCUCCUCGCCCUCCAGCGGCACAUCACCCCCAAGCCCGAGACGUGCUACUAUACGGACGUCGCUUACGUCCCUUCUCCAGCACAAGGGGGUCAGUAUACUGCCCACCGCCAUAGUGCUGCUCGACACCGGGAAAAAGACCCUUGUGACUCGGGCUCUGAUCGAUCCAUGUUGUUCAGUAAGCCGCAUUAAUGCAACCGUGGCAAGGGCCUAUGGCCUUUCCGUCACACGCAUUGGCGCAGAAGGAGCGUGCACAGCCGUGCUACGCUCCAAGACAACUCAGAUGUCUCGAGAGGUGGUCUUAAUGGCUGACCCGCAACUCAGCUGCAUAACUCCAGCCCGAGCUAUCAGAGCGGACAUGAAGGACCCGUUUAGCAACGUCGCUUUGGCGGACAACGACUGGUUCCGUCCAUCUCCAGUACCUUUGGUACUCGGCGCCGACGUCUACCCAGACAUCAUCCUACCAGGUAUCCUCCCGAGCCAAGGCGGUCUGCCGAUGGCUCAAAAUACUAAGUUUGGAUGGAUACUCUCUGGCACAUGCACGCAAUAGUAAUCCUUGCAAUCUGCAUAUUGCCAGGGGGGGGGAGAAUGUUCAUGCCAGUUCAUUGCUAGUCUGAACACAGCAUCGACUGAGCCUCACUCAGUGUGAGAGAGUCACUCAGUGAGACAGACUCACUCACUGAGAGAGACUCACUCUCAAAUAGGAUCCAAAGUACGCUCAGAACUCUCCCCACGAUCUCCACUCCACCUCAACCGUUUUGACACAAGAAAAUGCAAAUCACUUCUAAUGUAAAGUUCGUUAUAUGCAGCCACAAGUGAAAUAA